AUGUGCUUCGAGUUCAGCUCCUGUUUCGGCGGCGUCAUAAAGGACGACUACGGCGGCGAGCGGUCCAACCAAGGCGGCUGCAGCGGCCGUGGCCGCGGCCACAGGGGGUACCGCGAGAACGGGAACGGCUACAACGCCGCUGCCGCCGACCACAAGCCGGCUACGGCCUACGACCAUCAGCGGGCUCUUGAUGAGCAUGGGCGCAAGGCCCACGCCCACCACGACGGCGGGGUGAAACCUGACCACGCCUCCGUCGUCGCUGCCACCGGUGGCCACGGCUAUUACGCCGCCUAUAUGCAAGACAAGGCCCACGAGGCGCCGAAGCUUCCUGCGUGGCACAACAAUGUCGUCGACGACGCCGGCUACGCCUACAACUACAACACAGCGCGCCUCCGCCACCAGGCUGCUCCUGAUCAUAGGGAGCACGCCGCCAUGGAUUACCACCACUACCCAACCACUACUACCACUCUCGUAAGGUACUAG
This is a messenger RNA of Triticum dicoccoides, 483 nucleotides long. RefSeq lists its product as uncharacterized. The transcript has a single exon. Bases 1 to 483 code for a protein of 160 amino acids. The record is from RefSeq and is a predicted model, not a curated record. NCBI's taxonomy places the organism in Eukaryota, Viridiplantae, Streptophyta, Magnoliopsida, Poales, Poaceae.